Branchiostoma floridae (Florida lancelet) is the source of this 4229-nucleotide messenger RNA. Its product is annotated as tribbles homolog 2-like. Lineage: Eukaryota; Metazoa; Chordata; Leptocardii; Amphioxiformes; Branchiostomatidae. The transcript has 4 exons. The record is from RefSeq and is a predicted model, not a curated record. The coding region runs from base 956 to 1969 and encodes 337 amino acids. Gene Ontology annotation, biological process: positive regulation of proteasomal ubiquitin-dependent protein catabolic process; regulation of MAP kinase activity; protein phosphorylation. Gene Ontology annotation, cellular component: nucleus. Gene Ontology annotation, molecular function: protein kinase activity; mitogen-activated protein kinase kinase binding; ATP binding.
UUGCCAUGCGGAGUGAUAUAAGUUGACGUGUAUCUGUGAGUCGGUGCCGUGUGGCGAAGGGGAGGGGAGUUUCAGACCAGGCAGGACACGCAGGUAGCGCCAUGGAAGGACGUACUUUUCGCCAUUUCUGCCUCUAAUUCGGGGUCGGCCGGGAAGAUCGGGCCAGCCCGGUUAGUUCGGCUAGCUCAACUCAAGCCUGCGGAGCCGCGUGGAGCUUCAGAGCGUCGCCGAUCCCGAAAUAAAGGCAUCCAGAGCCGAAAGGAAGAGAGAGAGUUGGGGGCCUACCCUGGUCUGCGGUCCGGCCAUCUUGCGAAGGACGUUACGCUAUAAGCAGCACGUAUAGGGUGAUUCACGUCUUGCGCAACGCCUUCCGAUCUUGAGACAUAGUCAUUGUUGCCACUGUGGAUCGCAAUUCCUCCCAGGACUUUUUCCAUUGCAGCUGGACUCGCCACAUUGCGACAAAGAGCCAAGGUUCGUCACAAUCAUAUCUGGUCUUUUCUCGUGGCAUCAAUUUUUAGCCACGUUGCGUUGCCAACAAAGACAUCGUGUGUUUGGCGUAAACCGUACACACGGAACGAGCUUCGAGAACUCUCGAUUCCCGAGGAAUUUUUGAUUCCUUUCCAACUGGAAAAACAGAGAACUGCAACGAUCAAGACUCGAUGUUCGAAUCAUCGUGACUUUUCUUCAGUGUUUUUGCUAUUUUGCUGCUACGCACAACAAAAAAUAGAGCCUCGCGGGGACUGACUGUUGUCUAUUGUAUAUUGUGAUUGUGAAAUCGACACACAACGAGGGAAAAAUCCCGAAAACUCGACCUUUUUUCAACAUUCCAACGAUUUUUUGUAGCAUCCAGCACUAACUCCUGAGCAUUUUCUUGCUCGUAAUUUUGUUGCAAUAUAUUUCCUAGACUCGUACUUGUAGCCGAUUUUCCACAAAGGAGGAAAAGGGAAGGCUCCAUAUGAACAUAUACCGCUCGAAUCCCAUCCCUAUCAACGAUGAGAACUAUAAGACGGUUCCGUUCGACCCACCACCCGAUCUAAGUUGUUCACCUUCUAGUCCAGUUCUCAGUCCAAGCAGUCCACCAUGCUUUCCACAAGAACAGGAGGAAAGUGUGUCUGUCAUUGGGCAGUACCUGCUGACCAAGCAGCUGGACGGAGGCCUGUUCGAGGCUAUUCACACACUCACAGAAGAAGAGUUUGUGUGUAAGGUUUUAGAGAUCAGUCGUUACCGUGAGGCCAUGGCAGCUAACUUCAACGUACUACCUCACGACAAUGUCAACCAGAUCGUAGAAGUCAUCCUCGGCAACAAGAACGCUUACGUUUUCUUCGAGCGUAGUCACGGCGACAUGCACUCGUACGUGCGGAACAAGCGCCGGCUGAAGGAAGAAGAGGCCGUGUGGUUGUUCUUCCAGAUCGUGUCCGCGGUCGCUCACUGUCACGAUAACGGGGUCGUGCUACGAGACCUCAAGCUGCGAAAGUUCGUCUUCCAAGACCCAGAAAAAACUCAGCUGAAACUCGAGAGUCUGGAGGACACGUACCUCCUGCAGGACCCUCGCGACGACCGGCUCAACGACAAGCACGGCUGUCCCGCGUACGUCAGCCCCGAGAUCCUCAGCACGCAGGGGAGCUACUCAGGAAAGGCGGCCGACGUCUGGAGCCUCGGAGUCAUGCUGUACACCAUGCUCGUGGGGCGAUACCCGUUCCACGACACCGAACCCCAGGCGCUGUUCACCAAGAUCCGCCGCGGGAUUUUCACGGUCCCGGAGGGGAUAUCGUCGAAGGCGAAGUGUCUGAUUCGCAGCUUGCUGCGACGAGAACCGUCGGAGAGAAUGACCGCGAGAGAAGCGUUAGAGCAUCCGUGGUUCAAGGCUAACUUCCCCAUUAGUGUAAGCGGGAAGGCGGAGCCGAAAGUACCUGACCAGAUUGUUCCUGAUUGGUGUAUGGAGGAGGAUGAAGCCUCCUUAUUCAGCUGACUCAGAUUCGAAGCUAGAAAAUUGCACACCGAAGGUCUACUUUACAGUCUCAGAGGGUUGCUAUAACUGCCAUCAUUUUAAACGUAAAUUAUUGAAUUUGAGUCAUAAACAUUUCAUUUUAUUUUUAAGAAAAUUGAAAUCGAAAUAAUCUAAUUAAUUUAUAAAGCCGAUGCGGCCAAUUCCUGAAAAAGUAUAAGGGGGGUGACGAAAAAUGUAGAGGAUUGACGUGACAAACAGCUUAUUCCCACUGCCAAGUGAAAUAAGAUGUAACAAAAUCAUGUAUAGUUUGUACCAAAACGUAAAAACGUUGUGUAUUUACCUGUGAAAUCUGUGAAAUAACGACAGACAAUAUCGGCUUGUAAAAUGCACAGAAAUGUUCAAACUACAGCAAGGGUACAAACUUCCCAACGACAUGAGCCAUUAACCAUUUAUUUGUAUUAGGUUGGGAACAUACCACUCAAGCCUAGAGGGGUGACCAGCUUUUGACAAUGCAAGCAAACUUGACAAGGCAAUACAAAGGCUUAACACUUGAGGACCACAAUAUCAAUUUUAAGAACAAACACCCCUGUUACAUAUCAAGAGUGGCAUGUUCUGCCCAUUGCUUUUGUGUUAUGGAACCUUAAACCAUUCUUAUAGGAAGGGGUGUUAUUACAACUGACAACCUCUCUACACUAUGUGUAAGAAUUUUAAGGCAAAUGGUUGUCCCCAUUUUCUGUCCAUUCUUGGAUGGGUUUACAACUUUGGAAGUAAAAACAGCUACUUGUGCAAGGAAAUUAGUCAAAAGAUGUCCCAAUUUUGCCAGCCAGCAAAAACAUAAAAAAAGAACAGAAAACCUCAACAUAUGUGCCCCCCUCCUUCUAUAGUCGAAACAGCUUUUUCUUCUGAAGGCUAUACCUGGUGCCCCCCUCCCACACAUCGCAUUCUUGUACUGAAGACAAGAGAUGGGGGAGGGGGGCAGGUUACACUACUAGUAUAUGGAAGAUUGUACAGUUACUUGUCAGCACAAAUAUUGUGUGAUGUGAACAGCAAGAAGUUACAUGUCAACCUGCAACAAUAGAUGUACAAAAUAUGACAGAUUUUUUAAAUUGUAUUCCGCAAUGCUGGACUGUGCACUGUGAUUUGGGCGAAAGAAGGACAAUUUUUAAGUGUUACUGUAUCAUUGGUGACACCCUAAAAGAGAAACAAAGUAUCAGCAAAAUUUAUGGAUCCUUUUUUUCUUGUUGCAUCUCGCAAAAAGUUGUUCCCCUCAAAUAAAGUUGUCCAUUGAAUACCUCUGAACCACAUUGUGCAAUCCAGCAGUUUAGCCAUGUGAAACAAAUGCCACUUGACUGUGAAGUGCUAUCCAGCUGCGGUGUCUGCUAGCCGUCGUGCUUGCCCUACCCAGUUGAACAGGGAAGGGCUGACCACGGCAGGCUAGCAAGCAGUUCAGCCUGCUGCUCUAAUGCGAAAUUGUACAGUGAUGUAACUGUGUGACUUGGGAUGUACAGCUUGUUUAUAAGGACUUUUUCACCGGUGAACCGUCCAGUCUUCAGCAGGAAAAAAAGAAACUGCUUCUGCCCUGUUUUGGUCAUAUUCAAACUACCUCUAUGGAUCGACUAGCAAUAAGAUCCUGAAGAAAAUUUGACCAAGGUAAAAAUAUAAGAUUUCCUCAUUUCUUGUAGAAUUGGAGGAAACUUCAAAAGUGUGUUUUUCUGAGAAACAUAUUGAAACAUGAGGUUCUAAGGCUGUAAGGACAAAACCCGGUGAAAUGGUCUGGUCACACUUUUCCUACUCAGUAUAAAAUCCUGUCCCUUCUAUCAUGAAUGUAAAUGUGAUACCGUACCUCCUUGCAAAUGUACAAAAACAUCCAAACUUUCCGUUUUCUGUGCCAAACGCUUUGUUUGUUACUGCCAGAAAACCUUUGUGGGUACGAAUAUGUCAAUCGUCAGUCGCUAUGAAAAGCGACUUUUGAUUUCAGGGUAACAGCCCCUAUAAACUAGUGAUAUGACCUAAAAGAGAUAUCGUUUCUGUGCAAAAGAAAAUGGACUGUAACAGUUGAAAAGUGGGUUAAUUGGAUGCAGAGGUUUGUAGGUAUAAGUGGCAGCUUUGUGUAAAAAAUGUGAAUUUUAUGUAAAGGUUAUUUUUCUUUUAUACAAGCCACUGUACAUUGAAAACAUGUUGACCGAGAAAUUGUACAUUUGCAAUGGAUGAAUGCAGUGAGCAGUUGUGAAAGUUGACCUGUGCAAGGUUUGGUGGCGUGGAAUAAAACAUGAAAAAAGGA